AUGUCCACUGUAACCUCUCGCGAGCUCUCUCUUCUCAUCGACAUCCUUCGCAACGUGAAGCGGUUCAAGAAUUGGGUUUUGUCGCGACAGAACAGCACACCCUUACUCUCUGAAUUACAAGAAUGUCUUGGCGGUAUGGACAUCCACGCGACAUGUACCGUCCAUGAAUUCAUGGAAGCUCUCCAGAAAGAAGUUAACAGUGCAGAAGUGACUGAUGAAGAAGAAGGAUGUCCUCUUAAUGGGAUAUUAGUAUCGACGUUCCAAUGUCUUCAAUGUAACAUCGAGUGGACUAAGACGACGUCGCCGCUGUUCAUCACCAUAAUGAAGAACACAGACGUCGAUACAAAUACCGUCCAAAAGGCCGUCGUCUCAUUUCUGGAAGCGCAUUUCUCCUCGCGGAUGCAGUGUAAAGCGUGCAACAAAGACUUGAUGGUAAUUAAUGAGUACCUCUUCGCACCCAAAAUCUUGUGUGUCGAAUUGACUCAUUUGGACGUCCCUCUCCAACUCGAGGAAAACGUGUUUAUCAACGGAAGCGAAUACGAGUGCAUCGCGACGGUCGCACAGCGAGACCAAACCUUAUUUUCAGCGCGAAAAGUCGCCGACAAGUCUUGGAAGUUCUCAGAGGAUGUCGGUGGAUUGAAAAUGACGGACGACAUCAAGUACGUCUUCUUUAAAGCAAAAGACUACAUUUGA
Molecule: messenger RNA, 693 nt
Organism: Entamoeba invadens IP1
Lineage: Eukaryota; Evosea; Mastigamoebida; Endamoebidae
Exons: 1
Coding region: 1-693 (230 amino acids)
Source: RefSeq, a predicted model, not a curated record